Astyanax mexicanus (Mexican tetra) is the source of this 1924-nucleotide messenger RNA. RefSeq names its product tubulin alpha 5 (gene tuba5). Gene Ontology annotation, cellular component: microtubule; cytoplasm. Gene Ontology annotation, molecular function: GTP binding; structural constituent of cytoskeleton. The coding region runs from base 152 to 1555 and encodes 467 amino acids. The transcript is spliced from 5 exons. Lineage: Eukaryota; Metazoa; Chordata; Actinopteri; Characiformes; Acestrorhamphidae. The record is from RefSeq and is a predicted model, not a curated record. Gene Ontology annotation, biological process: microtubule cytoskeleton organization; mitotic cell cycle.
AUAAAAGCACCGCAGCGGGCGGGGGAGCCUCAUAUUGCUGUGUUGGCGGAGACACGUUACACGUCCACAGUCAACGGAGCCCCGCGCUUUUAGCUCAACUUCGACAUUUCUUCUCUUUUUUAAAAGCUUUUCAACUUAAACUAAAGACAAAAUGCGUGAGUGCAUCUCUAUCCACGUGGGGCAGGCUGGUGUGCAGAUUGGCAAUGCAUGCUGGGAGUUGUACUGCCUGGAGCAUGGUAUCCAGCCCGACGGCACUAUGCCGAGCGACAAGACGAUUGGUGGUGGGGACGACUCAUUUAACACGUUCUUCAGCGAGACGGGCUCGGGGAAGCAUGUGCCGCGAGCCGUGUUCGUGGAUCUGGAGCCUUCGGUGAUCGUUGUGUGUAUGCAGUGUGUGUGUGUGUUGUCUAAGCUGUGUGUGUUUAUUGUAGAUGAGGUGAGGAGCGGCAUAUACAGGCAGCUCUUCCACCCAGAGCAGCUCAUCUCUGGGAAGGAGGAUGCAGCCAAUAACUACGCCCGCGGCCAUUACACCGUUGGCAAGGAAAUCAUUGAUGUGGUGCUGGAGCGCGUCCGCAAGCUCACUGACCAAUGCACGGGUCUCCAAGGCUUCCUGAUCUUCCACAGUUUUGGUGGAGGCACGGGCUCAGGCUUCACCUCCCUGCUGAUGGAGCGUCUGUCUGUCGACUACGGCAAGAAGUCCAAGCUGGAGUUCGCCAUCUACCCCGCGCCACAAGUUUCCACGGCCGUGGUGGAGCCGUACAACUCCAUCCUGACCACCCACACCACCCUGGAGCACUCUGACUGCGCCUUCAUGGUCGACAACGAGGCCAUCUACGACAUCUGCCGCAGAAACCUCGACAUCGAGCGCCCCAGCUACACCAACCUCAACCGUCUGAUCGGCCAGAUCGUCUCCUCCAUCACCGCCUCUCUGCGCUUCGACGGAGCUCUGAACGUCGACCUCACCGAGUUCCAGACCAACCUGGUGCCGUAUCCCAGAAUCCACUUCCCCCUGGUCACCUACUCGCCCAUCAUCUCCACAGAGAAGGCCUACCACGAGCAGCUGUCGGUCGCUGAGAUCACCAGUGCCUGCUUUGAGCCGUCCAAUCAGAUGGUGAAGUGCGAUCCUCGCCACGGAAAGUAUAUGGCCUGCUGCAUGCUCUACCGUGGUGACGUGGUACCCAAAGAUGUGAAUGCUGCCAUUGCAAACAUCAAGACCAAACGCUCCAUCCAGUUCGUGGACUGGUGUCCCACAGGCUUCAAGGUUGGCAUCAACUACCAGCCUCCCACGGUGGUUCCUGGUGGAGACCUGGCCAAGGUGCAGAGAGCCGUGUGCAUGCUGAGCAACACCACGGCCAUCGCCGAGGCCUGGGCUCGCCUGGACCACAAGUUCGACCUGAUGUACGCCAAGCGGGCCUUCGUGCACUGGUACGUGGGCGAGGGCAUGGAGGAGGGGGAGUUCUCUGAGGCCAGAGAGGAUCUGGCGGCCCUGGAAAAAGAUUACGAAGAGGUCGGAACCGACACGGUUGAAGACGAAGAGGAGGGAGAGGAGUACUGAUGAUCUUCUUCAGGAGGUCGGCGUUCACAGUGCCUCUCCAGUGCCAAGCUGCCACCCACAUCUUCACUUCCUCUCAUCUUCUCCCGAAAAUAGGGAGCAAUGGUCUCAUGUCUCUCCUUUCAUACCUUUCUUCUUUUUCUUUGUACGUUUCUCUUAUCCUGUCCUCAGACGGUUCUGCUCUUCAUCCGUGUACGUGUUCUGUUUGUGGUUAAACUGUGUGCUCGAGUUCUUGCCGAGUAUCCAAAUUAAUUUUGGGUUUAUUACAGUUAAAUUCUUUACUGUAACUCUGCUGACUGCCUCAAUGGAUCUGUUGAUGCAACAGAUCGUGCACUAUUCCUAUUCUGAAUAAAUUUCAUUUAAAGAAGAGAA